This is a messenger RNA of Dichotomopilus funicola, 345 nucleotides long. RefSeq lists its product as uncharacterized. The transcript has 3 exons. Gene Ontology annotation, cellular component: preribosome, large subunit precursor. The record is from RefSeq and is a predicted model, not a curated record. The coding region runs from base 1 to 345 and encodes 114 amino acids. NCBI's taxonomy places the organism in Eukaryota, Fungi, Ascomycota, Sordariomycetes, Sordariales, Chaetomiaceae.
AUGGCGAAAAGCUCACGAUCCAGCGUCAUCAAGACGAACAACCGACGCCUCAAGAAAAAUGUCUUUGGGCCCGUCGAAGCAGCGCGCGCCGAGCGCCUUUCUGCAAAGCUGCUGGCCCUCGCAGCCGAGCCCAAGCCGCAAAAGGAUGUCGAAAUGAAUGAGGAGCCGGUUGAUGAGCCCAAGGAGGAGGCCGCGGCGAAAGACGACACAGCUAUGGAGGUUGAGGGGGCCAAGCCGGCGACUGGGAAGCCGAAAGGCAAGGGCAAGAAGAAGGUGGAGAAGCGGAGAGGCAAGAAGUCGUCAAUUGUGUUCCCGACGAGGGCGCCGAGGCGGAACAAGAAAUGA